This is a messenger RNA of Cooperia oncophora, 360 nucleotides long. The record is from the annotation of a GenBank genome assembly. Lineage: Eukaryota; Metazoa; Nematoda; Chromadorea; Rhabditida; Trichostrongylidae.
AUGUUGCUUUUGAAAAGUGUUUUCUUUCAGCCACAACAUAAUAUGGUUCCACAUUGUAUUGUAGUUUUGCCGAACAGUAAUGGCAUGCAGUUGCUGCUCUGCUAUGACAAUGAAGGCGUGUAUGUAAAUACUUAUGGGAAAAUGUCAAAGAAUGUAGUGCUACAGUGGGGCGAAAUGCCUAGUAGCGUUGCUUAUAUAUCGACUGGACAACUUAUGGGAUGGGGAAACAAGGCUAUCGAAAUCCGUUCUGUUGACACGGGUCACUUGGACGGUGUCUUCAUGCAUAAGAAAGCCCAGAAACUGAAGUUCCUUUGUGAGCGCAAUGACAAGGUGCGGUGGGUUUGUACAGAAGAAAUCUGA